AUGGAUAACAAAUUCAUUUUCAAAUAUAGUUGGGAGACUUUACCCAAGAAAUGGUUAAAAAAAAUGGAAAGAUCGGAACAUGGGAAUAGAUCUGAUACCAAUACGGACUACCCAUUUCAAUUGUUGUGCUUUCUGAAAUUGCAUACCUAUACAAGGGUUCAAGUUUCGAUCGAUAUUUGCGGAGUUGAUCAUCCCUCUCGAAAACGAAGAUUUGAAGUGGUCUAUAAUUUACUGAGUACUCGGUAUAACUCACGCAUUCGUGUACAAACCAGUGCAGACGAAGUAACACGAAUAUCUCCGGUAGUCAGUCUAUUUCCAUCAGCCGGCCGGUGGGAGCGAGAAGUUUCGGAUCGAAUUGCAAAAUGGAAAGAUUUGUACAAGUUAGACCUUUCGUCACCACUUUGUGGAAAAUCGUUAGGUAUGAAUAUGUUAGAUACCUGUGACUCGAUUGGUGAAAUAGUAUCUCUCUCCAAAAAAGCGUAUUUUUUUUUACCGCCGCACAAAGAAAAUAUUUUGUUGCGAAUGAACAAGAUAUUGAGGAAUUGUCCAUAUGUAAAAUCAGAAUUAUUGAUACGGGCCCUUUCCACAUAA
Messenger RNA from Eucalyptus grandis, 591 nucleotides. Lineage: Eukaryota; Viridiplantae; Streptophyta; Magnoliopsida; Myrtales; Myrtaceae. The record is from the annotation of a RefSeq genome assembly.